AAGCUGCUACUGAUAAUGGAGGCAAACAGACGAAGAGCUCAAGCCGUAGUAAUUUAAGUGCCAACUUAGACUAAACACAAAAAAGUUCCAACAGCAAUGUAGCCUCGAAUCCACGCCGAUUAAAUUGAUUCGAGGCUAACGGCAACGGUUCAACUUUUGGCGCUUUUAAAUAUGCAUGCCUUAACAUAUAUAUGUGUAUGCACUUUAAGCAGCUGCAUGUACUGUAUAUAACUGUCUAGAUGCAGCUGUAAAGACAGAGAUAGAAUCGUAGAUCCACCUGACUGUACUAAGAGACAUUAGUGUGCAUAUAAGUGCAACCUUGCAUGAUUUAAGCGCCAGCUCAGAUUGAACGAACAUUUGAGUUCUGAAAGCCAGAGUAUACUCUGGCUUUUCUGGCUAUAAUCAACUACGGUUGCAGAAAGAAAAUGGCUUGGUCCAACCACCAACCCCACAUUGGUGGACUUUCUCCUGCAAAAAGACAUGCACACGCUUACACUAUAUAUGUAUACUAUUAUGUCAAAGAUGGCGUCUACAAGUUCCUUUGACAACGUUAGAUCUCAUCUGAAACUGUGCAUGUGCUUCCAUCAAAUCGGCAGUAUAUAGCAACGAGUCACAAGCUGUCACCAUCACUACCACCUGACCACCCUCCCUCUAUGAAGCGCCCAUCUGACUCUGAGCUGAGAGACAAGAAGGCUCGUGUAUUUGUAUGUUGUCAAGGACAAUUACGGCUUUAUAGGUUAACGUGAAGUACGAUCAUGACUUUAUUGAAGAUAACUCCUACAGACAAGUCCCAUUUUUCUCAAGAAGUAUUGCACUACUCACUCCAAAGCAGCGAUUCUAGUACAUGCAUGAGAGUGCUUUGAGGGUGUCCUGUUGUCGGGGACGCCCACCCUAUCAAGACACACAGACCACUGCACUGGACAAGAACUUCAGACUAGUGUCCCACACUCAGUUCGGACUGAGAUACUGCAAUGGAGUAGACUAUCUGUAUACCGUAUAUAGCGGGUAAUUUUCUUGUGGUAAAAUAUUCGUUAUUUUCGUGGGCAAACUGACCUCCAUGAAAAUUUUCCCUAUGAAAAUGUAUAUACAGACAAUGAAUCAAACAAAAUUUCUACUCACGAAAAUUGUCGAUUUCGAGUUAAAAGAAUUUUUACCCCAUGCGCUAUAUGGUAUACAAUGCGCAGCAAAGUCACCGAACUUUCAUUAAUUUGUUAGGUCUUCCAUAAAUUACAAUGUACAAUGUUUAUAAUAAUUAACAUAAUGCAUGUGAGUGCCUGUGGUUAUAGUUUAAAACUUUGAUUGACACAAAACAGUGUAAGAAAAUGCACACUAUAAGCAGUGCAUGCAUGGAUAUCUCUUUUGUUCGUGUUCGAGAGCAUGAGUGCUUUGUUCUCAUCGGAGUUUGUUUGUAUAACAUGCAAAGAUUAUUUGCUGCAUAAUUAUAAUUACCGCUACAUCUGCUGGUUAUUACGCGAGUAGACUCCAUACCCGAAAAAUAAAAUAAGAAUAAAACGUUUGUAUCAUGGCUCGCUGGUACAAGAGGAGAGUUAGAGACGAGGGCUACAAUGCACACAGAGUGGUGACGAAGUCGAGAUGAUUGUAACACUUCAUGAUCUAGAAUAGAGACAAAUCAAUGUGUUCUGAGUUCAGUUAUGUCUAUUAUUAUAGAUGUUAUAAUCAUGUACUUGGUACUGAAACGUAUACAAUGUCAUACUAUUUUCAAUGGCAACAAGUGUGAGUGACUACAGAAACUGAACAUUAGCCAUCAUGUUGUGUACCACUAUCGCAUUUUUGUAACAUAAUACAUAUCAGAGCCAUUGCACGAGAUUUGUGAUGUUAAGUUAGCCAAACCGAUGUACUGAUAUUGCAGUGGCAUGUAUAUCUAUAGGGUGGAGUUAGCCUCAUUCCCAGGCCAAUUUUUCACCAAAAUAUAGUUGACGGCUCAAAGCGUUAUUUUAGAGACAACUCGGCAUGGGGACAAGGCUAGGGUGAAGUGAAGUGCUUUGUUUUGCACAUCACUAUAAUAAUGGCUAGUAGUGUUUGUGUUACUUCUUGAGAACAUUUUCAAUACGUGUGUAUCUUACAUAGUUGUCCAUACGUAAUGGUAGUUCAGAUUCUAUGAUAAUAAAUACAGCAUUUUCAUUGUUUGCAGAUCGUCACUGAGUUUCUAUUUUCACUUUAAUAAUACACUUUGUCCUAAUGCAUGGUACCUAAUACCAGGCAGUCCACUAAUUGCAUGCAUAGGUUAAACCACUAGUCAACAUACAUAUAUGCCAUAAUAUGCACAGCUAUAGUGUCGAAAUGAGUAGUUGUAAAUACAGAAUCAGAACGUUCUACUCAAAGGGAGCCUACCUUGUUCUAGCUUGGACACUGCUUCUUGGUUUGGAUCAGAUGCCUGAUGCUUCAUCUUCUAGCAUUACUAGUUUUAUCGCUUGGUUUGUGUUUAGUAUAAGUGUCGGUAGAUGGACUGGGGAGUUUUUGUAUUUUGUAUUGAAGGACAACUGUUUUGGAUUGGUUGCUGAUCCAGUAAGUAUUAUCCAGCUUUAUAGUCUGUGUCCUGCUGUAUUUGUAAGUCUUAUUCUUAUUCUUGACCUUCUUUUCGCUAAGAGCUGGUUGAUAAUUGAGCCUAACCCACCAAAAUCUUUUACAACCAUUUACCAAGUUCUCAAGUUUGCAGCUAAGCACAAGGCUCCCCUCAAUCGCAGUGCUCUCACAUACUGGGAAGAAGACAUACCUUCAAGAAUGGACCUGGGAAAGUUGAGAUACGGUGGACCAUUCACUACCGAGCAAGUGGAAGAUGUAAAAUCAAUUUUACGAUUGUUGGCUAUGGGCAUACCCUUGUGGUUAAUCUUGUUUGCAUAUGCUUUUAAUCCUACAUUUCAUGGCAUUUCAUUACAACAUCACGAUAUAAAGUUUCCUAAUCUCACCAACUGCACAUCUGAUAUGCUUUUCUCUUUCACGUACAGUGAUCAUUGGUGGUCUAUGAUCGGUAUCCUGGUUAAUGAGUUUUUUUUUUACCCACUUUUGAGAGAUAGGCUUCCAAGCAUUCUAAAGAAAAUUGGUGCUGGUUCCUUCCUUUCUCUAGUUUUGAGUAUGUGUUUUAUUAUUCAAGAAUCAUUUGAGGUUUUUCGUAGUUACGAGGCAAUCGAAUUGGUAAAAAGUGUAAUAUCAUUUGUAUCAAAAGGUCUGCUGUCAAAUAUUUUUCUUUGUGCAAUACUGGAGUUAGUUUGUGCUCAGGCCCCAUACAACAUGCGGAGAUUAUUUACUGCGUAUAUGCUUCUGGAUUAUCUGACUUCCACACUUGCUGGCUAUUUUGGAGGUGUUACCAUUUCCCAACAAAAUAAUAAAAUGGUACUGAUUGUGUUUGGAAUCAAGGCCAUUUUGAGUCUGUUUGGAUUCAUCCUUUACUGUGUCCUGGCUCGCUGUUACAAGAGAAGAGUUAGAGACGAGGACUACAAUGCACAGAGAGUUGUGGAGGAGGUCUAUGAUCGGUAUCUAAAUCCAAGCAUUAGUAAUUGAGUGGGCAGACUAUAAUAAUACAUUAGUCAUAAGAAUUCAGCAUGCAUAAUAUAAUCUAGUACACAAUGAACCAAAAAUUAUAGUUAUUGUGUCGCAUACUGUUGUUGUAAACAUUCAUCAAUAUCCCGUAAGAAGUUUUCUAUAGGCUAACGCAAUACCAAAAUCAUUGAACUUUGUUUGAAACGUUAGCUACAGAAAUUGAGGGGUAUAGAAAUUAAGGCAGUGAGUGAUGGUGACUGUGGUGUGGUAUAUAAUAGCAUUAUGGCACACUAUACUACACAGUGCAUGUACUGGCUCCAUCAAAAUCCAAUUAUUAUAAUAUACCGGUAGUUGGUCCAUUUCAGACUAUACACCAACCCAUAACCUCCUUCAUCAGCCUUUAAGAGAAAAGAAGGCCUGCUAUCAACUGCUUGCGCAUGCGCAAAAUUAUUGGAUAUUUUUUCCCGUACAAUUUCCUAUAAUACUGAAUUUUAUUUAUCAGAGAAAAUAUCCAAAAAGUCAUACACAGAGCUAUAUAGCUAGCUACAGACAAAGCUGUAGGGUUGUUGUGCAGCUUUUUCCUUUCUGAUAGAGUCAGUAGCAGUAGUAUAGUAGACUUUCACCAAAGUUAGUGUUAGAUGGGCGUGGCCUGUCCAUAUAGGCUCUUGUUAGUUGGGCGUGGCUCGACCGUCCCUGACGGGAAGUUGGGUUGGAAGCUUAUCUGGGAUUUGUUCUGCUGCAUUAUGUAACACUGCUAUGUUUUUCUCAAGUGGGUGUUAACUGACAUGAUGACGUGGAUAAACCACAGCAUACUGCAUGCAGUUUCGCAACUAGAUGCAAACAGAAGUGUAACCAAGCACGUGAAAAUGCUGCAAUCUGAUAGGGUUCCACUAGUGGCGCUAGAACAA
This is a messenger RNA of Halichondria panicea, 4406 nucleotides long. Its product is annotated as solute carrier family 15 member 4-like. Lineage: Eukaryota; Metazoa; Porifera; Demospongiae; Suberitida; Halichondriidae. The coding region runs from base 2281 to 3519 and encodes 412 amino acids. Gene Ontology annotation, biological process: transmembrane transport. The record is from RefSeq and is a predicted model, not a curated record. The transcript is spliced from 4 exons. Gene Ontology annotation, cellular component: membrane. Gene Ontology annotation, molecular function: transmembrane transporter activity.